Molecule: messenger RNA, 1725 nt
Organism: Letharia columbiana
Lineage: Eukaryota; Fungi; Ascomycota; Lecanoromycetes; Lecanorales; Parmeliaceae
Exons: 3
Coding region: 1-1725 (574 amino acids)
Biological process (GO): alkaloid metabolic process
Molecular function (GO): transferase activity, transferring alkyl or aryl (other than methyl) groups
Source: RefSeq, a predicted model, not a curated record
AUGGAGACGCCUGCUGUGGAGACGCCUGUUAUGGAGACGCCUGCUAAGGAGACUCCUGCUAUGGAGACGCCUGCUAUGGAAACAGCCACUAUGGAGACGCCUGCUAUGGAGACGCCUGCGAUGGAGACGCCUGCGAUGGAGACGCCUGCGAUGGAGACGCCUGCUAUGGAGACGCCUGCUAUGGAGACGCCUGCUAAGGAGACGCCUGCUAUGGAGACGCCUACUAUGGAAACAGCCACUAUGGAGACGGCUCCUGCUAUGGAGACGCCUGCUAUGGAAACAGCCACUAUGGAGACGGCUCCUGCUAUGGAGACGCCUGCUAUGACACCUGCUAUGGAGACACCUGCUAUGGAAACAGCCACCAUGGAGACGGCUCCUGCUAUGGAGACGCCUGCUAUGGAAACGGCUCCUGCUAUGGAGACGACUGCUAUGGAGACGACUACUGAUACAGCAUGUUCAAUGAAUGGCGAAGGUCCGUCCUACUGGUGGCGCACCAGUGGGUCUGAUCUCUCUAGAAUGCUUCAUGAGGCCAAUUACCCGGAAGAAGCACAGCGCCAAUUCCUUGACUACUAUCGAGACACUCUCUGUCCACUGCUAGGAAACAAACCUGAAAGCAACUCCCUUCCCGCCGCGGUGGGCUGGGACGGCAAUCCUUUUGAGUACAGCUUUGAGUUUAAGGGUUCAACCAAAACCCCAGGUGUUCGCUUCGUUCUCGAUCUUAGCGAGCUCCGUCCACCAAACAAGGACCACCCUCUGAGUAUAGCAAAUUCAGAAAAGGUGUUAGAAACGCUUGCCAAGCAAAGUCCAAUGUUUGACGACAAAUGGCAUCGUGCUCUCGCCCGGUGGUUCGUCUAUUCCAACGUCUCCCCAAGUAAACAGCAAGCCCUUGUCGCUCAGGUAGGGUAUCAGACGCCCACAAUAUUGGGAUUUGACAUCAAUGCUCGUAUCUUGGAGUUGGCGCCUGGAAUGCUCCCUGUCAUGGCCAAGAGCUACUUUCCCCCCUGCUUCGUGGCGGCAGACAAGGGCUUCGGCCGCUUCCAAGCGCUCAGCUUGGGUAUUCGGCAAAUGCCGGACAUUGGCUACUAUCCGAAUAUCUUGCUGGCCCUCAAGACGAUUGAGGACUACGUCGAGGACCAUCCUCAGUACGAGAACUGCGGGCGGGGCAUGGCAACUGAUUUCGUCAAGGCAGGAAAGGCGCGCCUGAAGGUGUACAUGCGCUAUUGGGGGAACUCGUUCGACGAGAUGUGGGAUUAUUACACGCUGGGUGGACGGAUCCCUGAUCUGGAAGACGACAAGGAGAAGCUUCGAGACUUGAUUUACCUCGCAAGUGGCUGUGACUACCCAGCCGACAAGAUAAAGGAAGAGACUCCAGCUGAGCAGCGGCGACGCGCGCUCUUCGGACAAAAACCAACGUCCAUGUAUUUCUCGCUCUCACCGGAUAGGCCAUACCCGGUCCCAAAGCUCUACUUCUAUCCUGCUUUCAGAGCACCCAACGACCAAGCGAUCGCUCAGGGACUGGACGCCUGGUUGACGAAGUAUGGGUGGCAUGACGGAGGAAGGUCGCUCGAGGAGCGACUGGAGAAUGUCUUCACGUACCGGAAGCUGGACGAAAAGCCGGGCAUCUUCACCUUCAUUGGCAUCGGGAGGAAGGAAGAUUCCAAGCAGGAUGGUCUAAGUCUGCAGGUCUACGUCACUCCUGAACUAUACGAGACACCGCGCUUUUAG